This is a messenger RNA of Ramularia collo-cygni, 762 nucleotides long. Its product is annotated as related to short chain dehydrogenase. The record is from RefSeq and is a predicted model, not a curated record. NCBI's taxonomy places the organism in Eukaryota, Fungi, Ascomycota, Dothideomycetes, Mycosphaerellales, Mycosphaerellaceae. The transcript has 3 exons. Bases 1 to 762 code for a protein of 253 amino acids.
AUGACGACCAACUCUAUUGCAAGGAAGACCAUCACAUUGGUUACUGGAGGCAACGGUGGUCUUGGCUACGAGCUCGUCUCACAGCUAUUAUCAACAGCAUCCAACAACCAUGUACUUCUCGGUAGUCGCUCGGUCGAGAAGGGUGAAAAAGCCGUCAAGGCACUCCAAGCGCAGCACCAUUCGUCCAGCAGCACUGUUGAACUGCUUCCCCUCGACGUGACAAGCGAAUCAUCUAUUACGAAAGCCGCAAAGCAGGUCGAGGAGAAGCAUGGUUGGCUUGAUGCAAUUGUCAACAACGCCGCGAUCGCUAUGCCAGGCGGCAGUUUAGCAGAACAAAUGACAAUCUGCUUCCAGACCAAUGCAACAGGUCCGAUCCUAGUUGUCGAAGCAUUUGCUCCGCUGCUCCGCAAAUCUCAAACAACACCACGAAUCCUAAAUGUUAGCUCCGGCGCAGGCUCUAUCGCGAGGCGUCUUGAUCCGACCAAUGGCCUCUAUAAGAUGAAGGCACCACAGUACAACUGUAGCAAAGCUGCACUGAAUAUGGCCACUGCUUGCCAGGCGGCCGAGUUCAGCGAGGAAGGAUUCAAGGUCUUCUCAUUCUGUCCCGGGUUCACCGUAUCGAAUCUGAGCUCGAUGAACAAGACCGAAAACGGAGCCAAGCCAACCAGUGAAGGUGUGGYGCCUAUGAUCAAGAUCCUGCGUGGGGAGAGAGAUGCGGAGCACGCCUGCUUCCUUCAUGCUACGGGGCAAUUUCCUUGGUAG